AGGAAGAAUUAAACCGAGGUAAACCAAACUGGGAACAUCUGACAGAUGAAUUGCAUGUUUUAUUGACAGUCGAGGAUACUGAAAAUCGUGCCACUUUGAAACUUGCCAGAGCUGUAGAAGAAGUCAAGAAACUCCUUGUUCCCCAGGCUGAUGGAGAGGAUGAGCUAAAGAAACGACAAUUAAUGGAGCUUGCUAUUAUCAACGGUACUUACCGAGAUUCUAACACAAAAGUUGCAGCAGCUACUGCUUGUGACGAAGAAUGGAGACGUGUUGCAGCGGCUGCGGCAGAAACGCAGCGACUUCUUCCAGGCUUGGCCACACCUAUGAGGACGCCCAGUGCUCCGUUGGGAGCACCGUUAAUACUCUCUCCACGGAUAUCUGUUCCAACGACCGCAGCGUCUCUUUUGAAUGGUUCCGGCCCACCAGGAUCGCUCCUUUCUGCCGGUGAUCCACAUGGUUUAAUUUACACACCAUAUGCUGAUUAUGCCAACUACGCAGCCUUAGCAGCAUCGCCUCUUCUCACGGAUUACACAGCAGCUGAUCAUUCUGGUGGGUUGUUUGCACGCUGAUCUUAGUUGCAACAACGUUUUUCAUGAAUAUUUUCUUGAUUGCUAUUAUUAUUAUUAUUAUUACUAUUAUUACUAUUAUUAUUAUUAUUAUUACUAUUAUUAUUACUAUUACUAUUAUUAUUAUUAUUAUUAUUAUUAUUAUUAUUAUUAUUAUUAUUAUUAUUAUU
Molecule: messenger RNA, 736 nt
Organism: Apis florea (little honeybee)
Lineage: Eukaryota; Metazoa; Arthropoda; Insecta; Hymenoptera; Apidae
Gene: how
Product: protein held out wings
Biological process (GO): regulation of mRNA splicing, via spliceosome
Cellular component (GO): nucleus
Molecular function (GO): mRNA binding
Source: RefSeq, a predicted model, not a curated record